AUGACGAGGAGUGGUAAAGCCACGGGACCUGACAAAUCGAACUCACCACCGAUCACUUAUACGGUCCAAACUGACGCUUCAGACGAGGUGCACGCUAGGCGAGUCCCAGCAAGUACAGCACAGUUUCAGGAGCCAGUUAAAGAUUUCAUUCCUCCUGUCCCAUAUCCGAGCAGAUUGAAGAAGCAAAAGAACGAUGAACAACAUGGUAAGUUUUUAGAAAUGUUUAAACAAUUACACAUAAACAUACCAUUUGUUGACGCGUUGGCUCAAAUGCCUAAAUACGCAAGGUUCUUAAAAGACAUCCUCACAAACAAACAGAAGCUCGAAAGCUUGUCUUGUGUGUUGAUGAAUGAAAACUGUUCAGCCCUUCUCCAAAACCGUCUACCUGAAAAGAUGGGAGAUCCGGGCAGUUUUACUCUUCCCUGUCUCAUUGGCAGCAUGUCUGUCAGUCACGCAUUAGCCGAUUUAGGAGCUAGCAUAAACCUUAUGCCGUAUAAGGUCUUUGCUAAAUUAGAUCUGGGUGAACCUUCACCCACUAGAAUGAGCAUUCGACUUGCAGAUCGUUCAAUCAAAUAUCCCCGUGGGUUCGUUGAAAACAUGCUUGUUAAAAUCGAUAAAUUUGUUUUUCCCGUGGAUUUUGUUAUUUUAGAUAUAAACGAAGAUUCAAAAGUGCCAUUAAUACUUGGACAUCCGUUCCUCAAUACUGUAAGGACGAUCGUUGAUGUGGCAGCUGGCCAAAUCACACUCUGA
Messenger RNA from Helianthus annuus (common sunflower), 750 nucleotides. RefSeq lists its product as uncharacterized. Bases 1 to 750 code for a protein of 249 amino acids. Lineage: Eukaryota; Viridiplantae; Streptophyta; Magnoliopsida; Asterales; Asteraceae. The transcript has a single exon. The record is from RefSeq and is a predicted model, not a curated record.